AUGCGUCAACUGACAGUUGAGAAGACAACACGUGCUCACAAAAAUUACCAAGUAAUUUGUUUUCGUUUUACGAGUCUUUAUGCUGAUUUCAAAGAAAAUGAACGUUUCCACCCUCAAAAAAAACACAUUCGUAUUCAUGCAGUAGAGGAGCCAUACAUUUGUGAUACCUGUGGUAAAUCAUUCUCUAACAGUAGUAAUUUAAUUAUACACAGACGUAGUCAUACAGGAGAGAGACCGUAUCAUUGUGAUUACUGUGGUAAGUCAUUUGCUCGAAGGAGUGACUGUAGUAGCCUAAAAUCCCAUAGAAGUAUUCAUAUGGGAGAGAAGCCACAUCACUGUGAUAUCUGUGGUAAAUCAUUCUCUCGAAGUAGUCACUUAUCUAGUCACCAGCAUAUUCAUACAGGAUAG
Messenger RNA from Octopus sinensis (East Asian common octopus), 408 nucleotides. RefSeq names its product zinc finger protein 235-like. Gene Ontology annotation, molecular function: RNA polymerase II cis-regulatory region sequence-specific DNA binding; DNA-binding transcription factor activity, RNA polymerase II-specific. The record is from RefSeq and is a predicted model, not a curated record. NCBI's taxonomy places the organism in Eukaryota, Metazoa, Mollusca, Cephalopoda, Octopoda, Octopodidae. The coding region runs from base 1 to 408 and encodes 135 amino acids. The transcript is spliced from 3 exons. Gene Ontology annotation, biological process: regulation of transcription by RNA polymerase II.